UUCAUAUUGACCCCAAAUCCGAUCUCGCUUGAUUGGUGGGUCGAAUUAAGGUGUCAAAAAUAAGGUAAUCUCAGAAAACUUGCGUUUCACAACUGGAAGUCCCAGUGGAAGAUUAGACAUGGAGCAGUAUAAAGGCAAAAGAGAGGGAAAGAGAGAUAUCGGCAGGGAUUUCUUUAGUGAAAGAUGGUUCUCACAUAUUUCUUUUCAUGUUUUCAAGGUUCUUUUCCACUUUAUCUAAAGGUUUCCCAAGUGAAGAAAAGAUAUGACUGAGGAUUCUUUCAUGUGUUUUCCCUUCAUCUUGAGAAUUCUUUAUCAUCUGUCAGUUCAGAUUUUUAUUUUCUAUUAUAAAGGAUUCUUUUUCUGUCAGUUCUUCAAAUUAUUCUUUUCUUGGCCUAGGCUAAAGAAUGUGGUCUUCACUUUUGUGAACGAGAAGCCUCUCUCCAGUCUCCAAUGUCUGAACCAGACACAUACAUAUGACCUCUCAAACGAGGUUGAUAAUAACAUAACAAAUCAUGUCCUCUCUUCCCCUCCUCCUUUGGCUCCUCCCCGUUGUCCCGAAGAAUAUGGAGUAGGAGGAAUAGGUAAGGCCAUGGCGGCUGGAGUCAUUUACUGUCGCCUUGGUAAAGACAAAGACUUGCUUGACGUUCUCAAAGUAGAUGACAAGUGCCUCGCCAAAGGACCGGAUCCCAAGGAAGGUUACGAGGAGUUGUCUGAAAGUCUAGUGCGCUAUGCGGGAGGGCAUGCUUGGAGUCUCAAAAGACUCCGUUCCUUCCUCAACGGCAAGUCCAAAGAUCAAUGGCAUGAGACAUUGGAGAAGUUGGUGAGAUUGGAUUAUCCCGGUGAAUACCUAAUUUCUAUAUCAGGCCAUAUAAAAAAUGACGAAGCUCCUAUAUCCAUAGCAAUAGGAUGACAAGCGGACUGUGCGGCACUGAAAAGGGACAAUUUCUUCGAUUUCCGCAAGUUGAUGGAAAGAUGAUCGGCUUUCAUGGAAGAUGCGGUUAACUUAUUGACUCGAUCGGAGCACAUUUCGAGCCAAUUUCUCAUGCAUCAUAUCCUUUUGGAGUCGCGGGUCCAUUUGGUGAUGAUAAGGGCACAACGAUUGGUGACGAGGGAAAUUGUCAUAGGCUUCUACUCCAGAAAAAUGUCCUUAUACAUGGAGGAUUUUACUCCUGGAUGCCUUGUGAUGCUCUAUUUCUUCUUUGUAAAACAAGGGUUUUCCUAACAAGCGCCACUUUUUAGACAAUCGAAUACAGAAUGCUUGUCACUUCCAAGGCCUUGUCUGUCUCGUGUUAUGUAGAAUCAAUAUAUUGGAAGUCAAAACGUUUCCUUGUCAAGUAUGAUUAACGAGUGUAAUAAGAAGCAUAUAAUGAAGUAGUUUGUCUCUUGACGUAGUUUGGGAUCUCCCUACAAUGAUUACUCUGGUAUUUCUGUAUCUGCAUGAAAUGAGAUUCUUCAGUUUUCAUUGA
Syzygium oleosum is the source of this 1466-nucleotide messenger RNA. RefSeq lists its product as uncharacterized. NCBI's taxonomy places the organism in Eukaryota, Viridiplantae, Streptophyta, Magnoliopsida, Myrtales, Myrtaceae. The coding region runs from base 263 to 910 and encodes 215 amino acids. The record is from RefSeq and is a predicted model, not a curated record. The transcript has 2 exons.